Molecule: messenger RNA, 1816 nt
Organism: Drosophila persimilis
Lineage: Eukaryota; Metazoa; Arthropoda; Insecta; Diptera; Drosophilidae
Product: phospholipid scramblase 1
Exons: 5
Coding region: 137-1309 (390 amino acids)
Biological process (GO): plasma membrane phospholipid scrambling
Cellular component (GO): plasma membrane
Molecular function (GO): phospholipid scramblase activity
Source: RefSeq, a predicted model, not a curated record
UUAAAAACGAAGAAAGUGCGUGCAAAACAAAAGCAAAAUAAAGCAGCGUUGUUUGCGAAUUCGUUUGGGGCGUGGCAACGAAAACGCCGCAGUCGGGCAGCAAGAACAACGCACAAGGAGAACAUCAGAGGAGACAAUGCACAGCAACGUGAACCAGGGGGGCUACGUGCCGCCGGGAUUCGGGGCUGGAUACCAGCCAAACGCACCGCCAGCCGAGGGCUACGGCUAUCCUCCGCCAGCGGCCCCAAAUCAUCCGUACGCACCAUCGCCGCACCACCAGCCGCCGGGACAGCCGCCAAUGAACUACGGUUUUGUGCCGGGCCAGCAGCCACAGGGUUACGCUCCAGUGCCACAGAUGCCGCCCUACGGAGAGGCACCACCCUAUGGGGCAGGACAGCCGCCAUAUAUGGGCGGAGGCGGAGGCGGAGGAGGACCUUCGCCGCAGCAGUCCUUCGGCUAUGCCCCCGGGCCGGCGGGACCGCCGCAGCACUUUGGAUAUCCACCGGGUCCGGCCGGAGCACCGCAGCAGCCGAUUGUCACGCAGCCAGGAAUGCCGCCCGCUCAGCCGCAGCCGGGCAUGGGACCCGGAAUGGGCGGAGGCGACUGGAUGAGUAUACCAGCCGGAAUUCCGAACUGUCCGCGCGGAUUGGAAUACCUUACGACUAUCGACCAGCUUUUGGUUAAGCAGAAGGUGGAGCUGCUCGAGGCCUUCACCGGCUUCGAGACCAACAACAAGUUCUCCAUCAAGAACGCGCUUGGCCAGAAGGUGUACUACGCGGUGGAGGACAACGACUGCUGCACGCGCAACUGCUGCGGUCCGUCGCGACCCUUCGAAAUGAAGGUGUUCGACAACUACCGCCAGGAGGUCAUCCACAUGCACCGUCCGCUGGCCUGUUCGGCCUGCUGCUUCCCCUGCUGCCUGCAGAGCAUUGAGGUCUCGGCGCCGCCCGGUAACGUGAUCGGCACCAUCGAGCAGGAGUGGUCCAUCUGCUCGCCCUCGUUCCGCAUCCUCAACCACAUCGGGGACACAGUGCUGCGCAUUGAGGGCCCCUUGUGCACCUACUCCCUCUGCGGCGACGUGGAGUUCAAUGUGGUGUCGCUGACUGGCGAGAAAAUUGGCAAGAUCUCGAAGCAGUGGUCUGGACUGGCGCGUGAGAUCUUCACGGAUGCCGACUUCUUCGGCAUCAGCUUCCCCCUGGACCUGGAUGUGCGCAUGAAGGCGGUCCUCCUCGGCGCCACAUUCUUGAUUGAUGCAAUGUUCUUUGAGAAGUCCGGCAACCGAGAGACCGACGGACCCGGCAUGCUCUAACAAUCUGAGGCCUGCUGUUGCAGUGGUCUCUGCACCGCGUACUAGUCCGCUGAUGGCCAAAGCUGACGACUCUCUACCAAAUGCUUAAAAAUGAAAAUGGAAUACAAAUACUGGAAUCUUUGUUAAUGCUAAGGACACGCUCAGGUGUCCCCCGAAUGGACAUUGCCGGGAUGGAUAUUCGUAUCUACUACGCUUAAGUAACACGUUGGCAUUUUCGCUCCUUUGCCACAGCCGCAAUCUUCAACGAAUAACUGCUUCCUUUAUGAAUUUUUUGUACCUCUACAACGAUGCACAGUGAAACAGGGAACAGGGAACUCCCACGUGAACCAUGUACUUUAAUCCGUACACUGAGUGUCUUAUACAUAAUAUAUCUAACACAUAAAACAAACAAGUAUGCAAUACAAUAAUCUACCUUGAUGUUACGUUUAAGUUUUCAGAAGAUAUUCUUAUAUUUAUGUAUUCAAAUGUAUUACUCGGAUUGGUUUAAUAAAACAAAACCAAAGUCAA